Molecule: messenger RNA, 411 nt
Organism: Asparagus officinalis (garden asparagus)
Lineage: Eukaryota; Viridiplantae; Streptophyta; Magnoliopsida; Asparagales; Asparagaceae
Exons: 2
Coding region: 1-411 (136 amino acids)
Source: RefSeq, a predicted model, not a curated record
AUGGAAAAUGAAAAGAAAUGCAAUGUUUUAGGAACUGGUGAUGUAUGCCUUAGGUUUUCUUUUGGUUCUGUGUUUACUUUGAAGGAUGUUAGCAAUGAACCUAAGACUUAUAGAGAAGCAUUAAGGUCAAAAUAUUCUGAAGAAUGGAUUAGUGCUAUGAAGAGUGAGAUGGAAUCCCUAAGAAUUAACCAAACAUGGAAACUUGUUCCUAAACCUGCUAGUUGUUCUGUAGUGGACUGUAAGUGGUUGUUUAAGGUGAAACAAGAAUCUGAAAGUGUUAGGUUUAAGGCUAGGCUAGUAGCUAAGGGAUUUACUCAAAAGGAGGGAAUUGAUUAUGCUGAAAUUUUUGCUCCUGUUGUCAAAUUCACUACUAUUAGAAUUAUCUUUGCUUUAGUUGCUCAUCUUAAUUAG